Molecule: messenger RNA, 699 nt
Organism: Bactrocera latifrons
Lineage: Eukaryota; Metazoa; Arthropoda; Insecta; Diptera; Tephritidae
Exons: 1
Coding region: 1-699 (232 amino acids)
Source: RefSeq, a predicted model, not a curated record
AUGUCUCUGGACGACUCAAUCAGCGCUCCGUCGCAAUCAAACAUUCAUAUUUCUAGGGAAAUCUCCAUCAAAGCUCCACCAUUUUACAGCGAAAAACCUGCGUUGUGGUUUGCGCAACUGGAGUCGCAAKUCAGAAUGCGGAGCAUUCUAACAGAAGUCGACAAAUUCCACGUGGCCGUGCCUUUAAUUGACMCUAGAUCAGCCUCCACAGUCGAAGAUAUAAUUUUGGCACCACCUAUUACCAAUCCAUAYAGAAAACUUAAAGAGGCACUUAUUGCACGCUUCUCAAAAUCUAAAGAAGCUAAUCUUAUACGAUUAUUGGACGGAGAGACCCUAGGUGACAAAACUCCAUCUCAACACCUGCGUCAUCUCCGUAGUCUCGUCCCGGACAUUGAUGAGGAAGUUCUCAAGGCGCGAUGGCUACCACACCUUCCCCCCCAAAUGCGCGCAUGCCUCGUCAUACAGGAACAGGCUGAUCUCAAUAAACUCGGGRCUGCAGCCGACAAGCUUCACGAGGUGAUUAAACCGGCCGGCAUAGCAGCUGUUUCAGACCUGGAGACGCAAGCAGCAGCCUUAGCAGAACACCUAGCAGAACUGUCAGCCAUCGUAGCACGCUCACGUGAACGGACCGUUCAGCAACGGCCUAGAUCACGUAGCAGAUCUCGCGUGCUACCAGCAACUUCAUCCGGAGGGCUUUGA